Hydatigera taeniaeformis is the source of this 531-nucleotide messenger RNA. The record is from the annotation of a GenBank genome assembly. Lineage: Eukaryota; Metazoa; Platyhelminthes; Cestoda; Cyclophyllidea; Taeniidae.
AUGAAUCCUUUCUACGGCACCAACAAUUACGACUACUUCUACGGCGGCACAAGCAGCACCAGCGCCACUAAUAUGGAUGGCAGGAGAAAGCUUGCAAACAUUAUCAACAGAAGCGAUGACAGCAGCAUCGCCAUCGGUGGUGGUGGUGGCGGUGGCAGAGAUGUUGGUUUUGAUUUUGACGGCGUCUCCAUGAAUGCACAACCCUCCACAUCACAGAUGCCUUUGCAAGGGACCAACUCCAGAGCGUCUCACAUGGACCACGGUGUCUUCGCUGUGCCACAGCAUCCCGUUCGAUCUGCAUAUCAAAAACGCAACACCAAAUUCAGCGGUACAGCCACGGUGCCACAAGAGUCGCUACCACAACGGCACUUCCAACCUGAUGGUAUGGCAUUCAGUGCCAAAAUCUCGACAAGAAGUGACAUGAGACGACCACUGAGUGAUGCGGAGGUGCAAUGGGCGUUUGAGGGUGUGAGUGACCUGCGCUACUUUGGCGACCCAAAAUUUCAGCUUUUUGUCAGUUCUCUGCCUUGA